This is a messenger RNA of Bufo gargarizans (Asiatic toad), 4194 nucleotides long. RefSeq names its product bromodomain and WD repeat-containing protein 1-like. Gene Ontology annotation, biological process: regulation of cell shape; regulation of transcription by RNA polymerase II; cytoskeleton organization. NCBI's taxonomy places the organism in Eukaryota, Metazoa, Chordata, Amphibia, Anura, Bufonidae. Gene Ontology annotation, molecular function: protein binding. Gene Ontology annotation, cellular component: nucleus. The record is from RefSeq and is a predicted model, not a curated record.
AUGAGAAGAACGCAAGAGAUCGACCGUGGAAGUAAACCUGGCUCUGAUGACUGUUUAGUGAAGAUCUGGUCUGCACACGAUGGACGGCUGCUCACCACACUAAGAGGUCAUUUAGCCGAGAUCUCUGAACUUACUGUGAACUAUGAGAAUACCCUGAUUGCUGCUGCAAGCUGUGAGAAGAUCAUCCGAGUGUGGUCUCUCCGAACCUGUGCCCCCAUAGCUGUGCUGCCAGGUCACUCAGGAGCUGUUACCUCAUUACUUUUCAGUCCACUGGUCCAAGGCUCCACCAGAUACUUGGUGUCUACAGGAGAUGCAACAGUGUGCUUAUGGCAGUGGGAUGUUGAUACCUUGCAGUUCAAUGCUCGUCCCCUGAAAUUCAUAGAAAAAUCUGGACCUGGAGCUCAGAUGCUCUGCUCUUCGUGUAGCGCUGGUGGGAUGUUUUUGGCUGUCAGUGGCAGUGACCACGCCAUCCGACUCUAUUAUUUUGGUAAUGAAGAGCCUGAAAAAGUAUCUGAACUUGAAGGCCAUAGCGAUAUUGUCGACAGCAUUUUGUUUUCCUACAAUAGUGAAAGGUUUGUAAGUGGAAGCAAAGAUGGAAUCGCACGAAUAUGGAGUUUAGAGGAUCAGGAGUGGAAUAGUAUUGUACUUGACAUGGACACGAAUCUAGAUGACAGGCCGGCAAAUGAUAAUGACAGUAUAUCAUUUCAAAAGCCCAAGGUUCUGAUGAUUGCAUGGGACACGACGGAUAACUAUGUGGUGACUGCCAGCAGUGCCCACCUACUGAAAGUGUGGGAUUCACAUACUGGGAAACUGCUGCAUGUCCUAACGGGUCAUGAAAAUGACAUUUAUGUUUUGGAACCUCACCCCUUUGACUCCAGAAUGAUGUUAUCUGCAGGACACGAUGGAAAUAUAUUCCUAUGGGAUAUUAAAAAUGGCACUAAAGUCAUGCAUUACUUCAAUUUAAUCGAAGGACAAGGCCAUGGUGCCAUCCUGGACUGCAAGCUGUCAGCUGACGGGCAGCGCAUGGCAGGAACCGAUUCACAUGGAUAUCUGCUGAUUUUUGGCUUUGGCGGUGGCAAGUUUUAUGAGAAGAUUCCAGAGCAGAUGUUUUUCCACACGGACUAUAGACCCCUGAUUGGAGAUGCAAACCAUUUUGUCAUUGAUGAACAAACCCAGCAGGCUCCACACUUGAUGCCACCACCGUUUUUGGUAGAUGUUGACGGAAACCCACAUCCACCUGCAUAUCAGCGGUUAGUUCCUGGGAGAGAGAACUCUGCAGAUCAGCAUUUGGUGCCUCAAUUGGGAUACAUAGAAACUGUUGAUGGUGAAAUAGUGGAACAAGUGGUCAGUCAGCAGAACCAAGAGCCCAACCUGCACCCGGAUCAGCGGCCAAAUCCAGAGCAAGAACCUGGCUCCAGUGCUCAGGCCAACAAUGCAGCCAGAAGAGAUCUUGCUUCUCCGCCAAAUAUCGGCCUAAGGCGUAGCGGUCAGGUAGAAGGUGUUCGUCAGAUGCAUAUUAAUUCACCUCGCAGUCAGAUUGCUACAGAGAGGGAUUUACUUGCCUGGAGGAAAAGAGUAGUUGUGCCAGAGAUACCCAGCGUCAUUUACAGGAAGGAGGAAGAUAUUAGAAUUGCAAAAGCAGAACAGGAAAAGUUUAUUGUGGAUCAGAAACCACGUUGUCUGUCUGACUUUUCUCAAGAGGAAAACUUACGGGCUCAUAAUUUGAGGCUGCGCAAGAAGAUAACAUCUCGUAUACGACCAUCGCGCCGUAAUGUGGAAGAGUUUCUUGAGCUGUCUUGCGAAGAAGAUAACGGUACCAGGUCUUCUGCGGAGGAAGAGAAUGCAAGUGACCAACUAGAAAAUCAAACUGAUAAUUCAGUGGAGUCUUCUUCAGAAGAUGAAGAUGACUGGAGAAACACAAGUGACUUCUCCAGCGAGUACUCUGAUUGGACCACAGAUGCUGGAAUUAAUCUUCAACCACCGAGCUGUAAUUCCACCCGGCGUAAAGUUAAGAAGCUGGCAAGCAGUUCUGAGGAGGAGACUUCGGCAGGAGAGAAAUCCACAGAAAGAAAGCCAACCCCCAAAAGGGAGAGGCGUAAAAAAAACACUACGGGAAAUGAGACAGCAAGAUUGCCUGAAAGGGUUCCUCUAAACAGAGAAAUCUCUAACGACUGGCGUCCCUCUAAUUGGAUCACGGACACAACCCCUCGGAGGUCCCCUUUUGUUCCACAGAUGGGAGAUGAGGUCAUCUACUUUCGACAAGGCUAUGAAGCAUACAUUAAUGCUGUCCAAAGAGCCAACCUCAGUAUGGCUAAUUCAUUAAAGGAGCCAUGGAGAAAAUGUGGGCUCAGGGACCAGGAAUUGGUGAAAAUUGUUGGGAUCCGAUAUGAAAUUGGACCUCCCACUUUGUGCUGUCUUAAACUUGCCUUGAUAGACCAUGUUAGUGGAAAGAUCACGGAACAAUCCUUCUCUCUCAAAUAUCAUGACAUGCCGGAUGUGAUAGACUUCCUUGUCUUGAGGCAGUUCUAUGAUUAUGCACGUCGCACAGAUUGGCAGGCGGGUGACCGGUUCCGGUCCAUUAUAGACGACGCAUGGUGGUUUGGGACGGUUGUUGGUCAAGAGCCAUAUCAAGCUGAAUAUCCAGACAGCCUGUUCCAGUGCUACUCUGUGAAGUGGGACAAUGGAGAGAUUGAAAAACUAAGUCCUUGGGACAUGGAUUGCAUUCCCGAUGACAUCAUUCCACCUGAGGAACCGGGAUCCAGCAUCUCCAUAACUGAAGAAGAGCGGGAUACUUUGUUGUAUUCCCCCCAGGAAGGAGAAUGGGGAAGAGGGAACCAGGACAGUGAAUGUGAGCGAAUUAUUUGUGGCAUCGAUCAGCUCCUUAAUCGAGACAUGGCGGGUCCUUUUGCUGCACCUGUAGAUUUAACUAUCUAUCCAUCAUACAGCAUGAUGAUCGCUUAUCCCACUGACCUCAGCACUAUACGGAUGAGGCUGGUGAACCGUUUUUACAGGAGGCUUUCUGCACUGAUCUGGGAAAUCAGAUACAUUGAACAUAAUGCUAGGACGUUCAAUGAACCAGGCAGCAACAUCACAAAGUCAGCAAAGAAAAUCACAGACGUGCUUUUAAGAUUUAUAAUGGACAGCAGCUGUUCCAGCAUUACAGACGUGUGCACUACUACUGAAGGAGAGGAGACGUGUGAUGGACAGGGAGAGAGCCACGCUAAUUCCUGGAAGAGUCGCUGCAUGGACCUGGUGGACUUCAUAAUAGACUGUGAAGACUCUGAGCCCUUCAGGGAGCCGGUGGACCUGGAGCAGUUUCCUGAUUACAAGGACAUUAUUGAAACACCUAUGGAUUUUGGGACCAUCAAAGAAACCCUGGCAGCCGAAAAUUACAGCAGUCCUUAUGACUUGUGUGGAGAUAUGAGAUUAGUCUUCUUCAAUGCAAAGCUAUACACGCCAAAUAAAAAAUCCCGGAUCUAUGGUAUGGUAUUAAGACUGUCAGCACUUGUGGAAGAGAGGAUGAAGGGCAUUCUCUCUGAUUACAAAGCUGCUCAGAAAUCUCACACGAGUCCUAAAGAUUGCCGUGUAGUGAAGAGAGCACAUGUAAAAGAAAUGCAGCGCGAGAGAAGGUCAGAGAGUACUAUUUACAGAAAGGUCAGACAAGCAAGGCCAUCCACGUCCGAUGGAGCGAACCAGUGUUUCUUAGAAAUGUCUUCACCACAGCCUACCUCAAGUGGAGUACUGCGCGCUCCCAGUCCCCUCAGCGUAGCCAUUUCCUCUUCUAGACACCUUAAUGGACAAUCACCUGGCUCCUCACCCUCAAAAUCCCAUGCGUCAAGUAGAGAACGUGACUCCUCAGCAAGCUGCUCCAUGUCGUCAGGAAGUGAAACAGACUCAUCUUCUACCUCGGCUUCUGAACAUUCCUCCAGCUCUUCAUCUUCCUCCAGCUCACAAAGAAAUCACAAGACUGAUUCAAGUUCAGUGUUCGCACAGGGUUAAUGGUGUGAAAUCUAAAAUGACUAAUGGCAGACAACAGAGAGCGACUGCUUCAAAGCAAGCAUCUCAGGGCAAUAACCAAAGGAGAACUGCAUCCACCAAAAGGAGAAUUUCAAGUUCCUCCGAAUCAGACUCUGAAUCUGCUGGAAAAAGUCAUCAGGGAAUGCGGAAGAAAACGCUCCGCAAAUGUGCUGCCCU